This is a messenger RNA of Thunnus maccoyii (southern bluefin tuna), 14816 nucleotides long. Its product is annotated as versican core protein-like. NCBI's taxonomy places the organism in Eukaryota, Metazoa, Chordata, Actinopteri, Scombriformes, Scombridae. The coding region runs from base 3 to 12920 and encodes 4305 amino acids. The transcript is spliced from 8 exons. The record is from RefSeq and is a predicted model, not a curated record. Gene Ontology annotation, cellular component: external side of plasma membrane. Gene Ontology annotation, biological process: cell adhesion; biological process involved in interspecies interaction between organisms. Gene Ontology annotation, molecular function: hyaluronic acid binding; calcium ion binding; carbohydrate binding.
CAAUGUCACCUGAAACAGCAUCAUUCCUCAUUUCGACAGAUAUAGAAAGUUCUGGAGACAGCACUGCUGAUUUCACUGAAGAGUUGAUUAUCACAGCAACUACUAUCUCUUCAAUGAGUACAGAGACACCAGCAUUAACAGCAUCACAUCCAACUGAAACAAGUGUUGCUUCAAAGCCAGCUGUUACUGCAGGAUCAUCACUGUACAGUACUGAGAAACCAACAUCACGGUCACCUGAAACACAAGAGACUGUUAGCAUGAGUCAAACAGGGAAAACAUCAGUUACACCACAGAUAGAUUCUACUUUCCCAGCAACAGAUGAAGAGAGCUCAGGUGAACAAGCAACUGAGAUUCCCAGCAAAGACACUUUAGCUCCUACAGCCUCCUCAUUGUUUAGUACUGAGAAGCCAACAGCACUACCAGAUGAGGAGCAAGACAGUGCUGUCACAGAUCAGACAGAAAGCUUCUCAGUACCUUCUUUUACUGAUAAGACCAAGGAAAGCUCAGUUCCAACCCCAGCAGAUGAAGAUGGCUCAGGUGACCAAACCCAAGACAUGUUUUCUCAGACCUCUUUUGUCACCGCUGCAUCUUCUCUUUUCAGUACUGAGGCACCAACAGCAAUGUCCCUUGUUAUAUCAUCUACUGUUACAGAGUCCAUUCCUUCUGUCAAUGGAUCAACCAUGAAACAUGAAACAGCAUCAUUAUCAUUUGUCACUGCCUAUGAUACUGAAAGUUCUGGAGAUAGCAGUGUUGAAUUCACUGGAGAGUCAUUAAUUUCAGCAACCACUGUCUCCUCAAUGUCUAGCACUGACACACCAUCAUUAAUAACAUCACAUGAAACUGAAACAACUGAUACUUCAAAGGCAGUUACUGCAGUGUCAUCACUCUACACUACUGAGAAACCAUCAUCACUGUCACCUGAAACAAAAGAGACUAUUACCACCAGUGAGACUGAGACAAAGACAGCUACACAAGAAACACAUUCUACUUUCCCAACCACAGAUGAAGAGAGCUCAGGUGAACAAACAACUGAGAUGUCCAGCAAAGCAACAGAGGCUCCUACAUUCUCCUUGUUGUUUAGCACUGAGAAACCAACAUCACCGUCACCUGAAACACAAGAGACCUUAACCACAGGUGAAACUGAGGAAGCAUCCAUAACACCAGAGACAAGUUCUUCUUUCUCAACAACAGAUGAAGAGAGCUCAGGUGAACAAACAACUGAGAUGUUUAGCAAAGACACUGCAUCUCCUACAGCAUCGUCAUUGUUUAGCACAGAAAAAACAACAGCACUGCCAGUUGUGGAUAAAGAUACUGUUGUUACAGGUCCGACAGAACAGACCACAGGUCAGACUGAGGAUGCAUUAAUAACACCAGAGACAAGUUCUGCUUUUCCAACAACCGAUGAAGAGAGCUCAGGUGAAACAACAACUGAGAUGUUCAGCAAAGACACUGUAUCUCCAACAGCUUCCUCUUUGUUUAGCACAGAAAGAACAACAGCACUGCCAGCUGAGGAAAAAGACAGUGCUGUCACAGGUCAAACAGAGAGACCCUCAAUAACUCCAAUAACUGGCAAGACAGAGGAAGGUUCUGUUUUUACUCCAGGAAAUGAAGAUGGCUCAGGUGACCAAACCCCUGACAUGUUUACUCCGAUCUCUUCUGUUACAGGUACAUAUUCUCUGUUCAGCACUGAAGUACCAUCAGCAAUGUCACCUAAAACAACAGAAAGUCUGGAUGCAGAUGAGACUAGAAUACCCUCACCCACAGGAGAACCAUCAAUUUCUCCCUUCUCUGAUAUGACUGUCACAAGCUCAGUGCCAACAUCUCCAAGUUUGACUACUGAUAAGUCAACUACUGAUCUAGAUUUUGAGGAUGAAGAUAUUAUUAGCAGUGAACCAACAAUGGUAGAGUCCAUUCCCUCAUUCAGUGGAUCAACAAUAAAACCUGAAACAUCAUCAUCAUUCAUUUACACUGACAAAGAGAGCUCUGGUGACCACACUUUAGAUUUCACUGAAGAGUCAUUGAUUGUAGCAACCACUACUGUCUCCUCAGUGACCAGGACAGAGACUCCUGCUGUGACAGCAUCACAUGAAACUCAAACAAGUUAUACUUCAAAAGCAGCUGUUAGUACAGCUUCAUCACUCUACAGUACUGAGAAACCAACAUCACUGUCACCUGAGACACAAGAGGCCUUAGCCACAGGUCAAACUGAGGAAGCAUCCAUAACACCAGAGACAAGUUCUACUUUCUCAACAACAGAUGAAGAAAGCUCAGGUGAACAAACAACUGAGAUGUCCAGCAAAGACACUACAUCUCCUACAGCUUCUUCAUUGUUUAGCACAGAAAAAACAACAGUGCUGCCAGCUGAGGAACAAGACAGUGCUGUCACAGAUCAGACAGAAAAACCCACAGUAACUCCAAUAACUGGCACGACAGAGGAAGGUUCUGUUCUUACUCCAGGAAAUGAAGAUGGCUCAGGUGACCAAACAGCUGACAUGCUCACAUCGACUUCUUCUGUCACAGGUACAUCUUCCCUGUUAAGUACUGAGGUACCAUCAGUGAUGCCACCUGAAACAACAGAAAGUCUUGAAACAAAAAUGCCAUUAGUUUCAGGAGAACCAUCGGUUUCUCCAAUAUCUGAUGUGACAGUAACAAGCUCAAUCACAGUAACUCCAAGUUUGUCAUCUGUCAUAUCAGCUACUGUUUCUGAUAUUGAGGAUAAAGCUAUAAGAACUGAAACGACGAUGGUAACAUCCAUUCCUUCCAUCAAUGGAUCAACAAUGUCACCUGAAACAGCAUCAUUCCUCAUUUCGACAGAUAUAGAAAGUUCUGGAGACAGCACUGCUGAUUUCACUGAAGAGUUGAUUAUCACAGCAACUACUAUCUCUUCAAUGAGUACAGAGACACCAGCAUUAACAGCAUCACAUCCAACUGAAACAAGUGUUGCUUCAAAGCCAGCUGUUACUGCAGGAUCAUCACUGUACAGUACUGAGAAACCAACAUCACGGUCACCUGAAACACAAGAGACUGUUAGCAUGAGUCAAACAGAGAAAACAUCAGUUACACCACAGAUAGAUUCUACUUUCCCAGCAACAGAUGAAGAGAGCUCAGGUGAACAAACAACUGAGAUUUCCAGCAAAGACACUUUAGCUCCUACAGCCUCCUCAUUGUUUAGUACUGAGAAGCCAACAGCACUGCCAGAUGAGGAGCAAGACAGUGCUGUCACAGAUCAGACAGAAAGCCUCUCAGUACCUUCUUUUACUGAUAAGACCAAGGAAAGCUCAGUUCCAACCCCAGUAGAUGAAGAUGGCUCAGGUGACCAAACCCAAGACAUGUUUACUCAAACCUCUUUUGUCACAGCUGCAUCUUCUCUUUUCAGUACUGAGGCACCUACAGCAGUGUCACCUGUUAUAUCAUCUACUGUUACAGAGUCCAUUCCUUCUGUCAGUGGAUCAACCAUGAAACCUGAAUCAGCAUCAUUAUCAUUUGUCACUACUACUGAUACUGAAAGUUCUGGAGAUAGCAGUGUUGACUUCACUGGAGAGUCAUUAAUUUCAGCAACCACUGUCUCCUCAAUGUCUAGCACUGACACACCAUCACUAAUAACAUCACAUGAAACUGAAACAACUGAUACUUCAAAGGCAGUUACUGCAGUGUCAUCACUCUACACUACUGAGAAACCAUCAUCACUGUCACCUGAAACAAAAGAGACUAUUACCACCAGUGAGACUGAGACAAAGUCAGCUACACAAGAAACACAUUCUACUUUCCCAACAACAGAUGAAGAGAGCUCAGGUGAACAAACAACCGAGAUGUCCAGCAAAGCAACAGAGGCUCUUACAUCCUCCUUGUUGUUUAGCACUGAGAAGCCAACAGCAUUGCCUGUUGAAGAACAGGAAAGUAUGGCCACAGAUCAGACAGAAAAGCCCUCAGUUUCUACCAUACCAGAUAGGACAGAGGAAAGCUCUGUUCAAACUCCAACAGAUGAUGAUGGCUCAGGUGACCAAACCCCUGAUAUGUUCACUCUGACCUCUUCUGUCACAGCUACAUCUUCUCUCUACAGCACGGAGACACCAACAGCAAUGUCACCUGAAGCAACAGAAAGUGAUGCGGCAAUCCAGACCAUGAUGCCUUCACAGUCAAGUAAACCAGCAGUUUUUCCUGUUUCUGUUAUGACAGUGACAAGCUCAAUAACAGAGUCUUCAAGCUUGGCCUCUGCUUUGCCAUCCACUUUUCCAUACACUGAAGAUGAGGAUGAUAUUAGCAGGCAGCCAUCACUCAUUGGCUCACCCAUUCCUUCUGUCAGUGGAUCAACCAUGAAACCUGAAACAGCGUCAUUCCUCAUUACCACAGAUAUUGAAGGUUCUGGAGACAGCACUGCUGAUUUCACUGAAGAGUCGAUUAUCACAGCCACUACUUUCUCUUCAGUGUUGAGUACAGAGACACCAGCAGUGACAGCAUCACGCCAAACUGAAACAAGUGAUACUUCAAAGCUAGCUGUUACUGCAGCAUCAUCACACUACAGUACUGAGAACCCAACAUCAGUGUCACUUGAAACACAAGAGGCUGUUACCACAAGUCACACAGAGAAAGCAUCGGCUACUUCAGAGACAAAGUCUGUUGUAUCAUCCACAGAUGACAAAAGUCUCACUUAUAUGUCCACCAAAGAGCCAGUCACUGUUGUAACUGUUUCUGUCUUCAGAACUGAGAAACCAACAUCAGAGUCAGUUGAAACAUUACAAACUGCUACCACAAUUCAGUCUGAAAUUUCUACCGACACUUCUAAUCAAACAGAAGGCUCUACUUUUACUGCUACUGGUGAGUCCCAGACUUCUCCUGUAACUCAUACAUCCCUUCUUAGCACAGAGAAACCUGCAAUUACAACAACAUUGUAUAAAACUGAAGCUGACAAAAGUUUAUGGACAACUGUAACUACAGAUGUGGAAGGUUCAGGUGACCAGACCACAGAUAUUUUGGCAUCUUCUAUCCCAAGCAUAGAUUCUCUUAGUGCCACAUCAUCUGUACUUCUGAGUCAGGAUUUGGAUCACAGAAUAACAACAGAGUCUACGUUUGUUAAGUCUGUUCCCUCCACACUAACUCCUAUGGUUGAAGACCAUGAGAUGAGUACAGUCAUCUCUUCUAUGGAUGCAGAAAGUUCAGGAGAUAAGGUGACACAUAUUACAACCAGUGGAAUAAUUUACACAACUGGAGCACCACUGUCCAGCACUCAUCACAAAUUAUCAUCUACUAUGGUGUCACUCACUGAUCUCUCCAGCCAGUCCACAAUGGCAGGAACCACUGCUACCCCACCUCUGCAAUCAAAAUCAGACAUUACAAUCACACAACAAACUCAAAAGCUAUUUAGCACAGAAAAACCAUCAGCCAUCCCGUUCAUCAAUGAAUUUGAGACAAGUUCUGCAAUCAUGUUGACAGAAGAAGACAGUUCACCUGGGCAAACAACUGAAAUUUUAACAGAAGCAUCAUCCACCCAUUUUUUGUUGCCGACUGCAGACCAAACAGUUAAACCAAGUAGCCACUCAGCUAUAGUGAUUGGCAGCUCACAGGAAACAGCUACUGCAUCUCCAAGCUCCAUAAGGCCCUCCAUUCCAAUCAUUGAUGACACUGUAUUUAUUGAUCAAACCCCUGACUUUGCCACCAAAAUCACUGGCAAAACACCAAGUACCUCAAUGUUCAGCACAGAAAAACCAGCAGUAACAACAGCAUCAAAUGCAACUGGAACAAGUGAUAGCGCAGAAGCCUCUCUUAUUACAGAUUCUUCACUGUAUAGUACUAAGACACCAAUUUCACCUGACACAGAAAAGAGCACAGAAAAGCACACAGUAACUCCAGAAACAGCAUUUGUGAUUACAUCUACCACCGAGGAGAGCACUGGAAGUCAAACUCCUGAUAAUAUAUUCACCAAGGAGCCUCCAUCUCCUCCCUCUGAUGUCUCAUUAUCUUCUGUGUUCAGCACAGAGAAACCUGUGAUGACAACUGUUUCACAUGCCAGUGCAGCAGUUCAAAGUUCAACAGCAGAUGUUACAGCAACAGAUGUUGAAGAGGGCUCUUGGGACCAGACCCCUGACAAGUUAGCUCCAACUUCUGCUGUGACAGCUUCUUCUGUUGUCAGCACAGAGUCCCCAAGUUCCACGUCCUCAGUACAGCCAGAUGAGGAAAUGGACAGCAUCAGCACAGAUGUUAAAAUAGUUGAAUCCUUACCUACCUUUGUGAGAACAACUGUCAAGCCUGCCAGCACUGCUUUUACCACAGACUCAAGGUCGAUAUUCAUCGAUGAAGAGGGUUCAGCUGAUGUUGACACUCAUCCAGUUUCUUCCAUGUUCAGUACAGAAACACCAGCAGCAAAGUUUGCAGACACAAUUAAGAGCACUGCAACAGAUGAAGCAUCAGUUUCUCCCACAGAGGUUCAUAUAAAAGAAACGGCAAGCAGAGCUUCCAUAGUGUCUUCGAUGUUUAGCACAGAGAAGCCAUUGCUGACAACAGCAUCACCUGAAACUCAAACAAGUGGCGUCUUAAAAUCCCAUGUAACCCUUACUUCUUCUAUCUACAGCAGUGACAAACCAACAUCUCGACCACCAACUGCCUCCAGUGAAUCUCAAAGCAAAUUGCCUAUCUCUGUAGUCACAGAUGAAAGUCAGAUAUAUGAGACUCUGAGCACAUCACGCCCUGGUUUCGAAUCAUCAACCCAAUCCUCAUCACAAUUCAUAACAGAGAAGUCUACAGAUGCUACCAAAUUUUCUGUCUCCUCCAGCACAGCUACAACAAUUGAGGCAAUGACAUCAGUGUCUGAGUCAGGAAGUGGUGAUUUUACUGAAGCAGAGAGCUCGGGAGAUGACACAUCUCUAUCCACAGAUGAAACUCCCCUAGAAACAACAAAAGCUGCUGAGCAAUCCAUUGUGGAAAAAACCCUAGCAACAACCACAUUUACACCAUCACUCACAUCCACAUUUGUUGAGAAAGAAAGUUCAAGUGAUAGAGAAUUUACAACUGUUACAACAAGUCCCUAUACACUUGAAACUUCUCAACCUAUGGCAAUCCCUAGUGUCACUGCAUUUACCUCAAAGGAAACCUCUCCUUACAUUGAUAUGGAGAGUUCUGGUGGCUCACCUGAGGAGGAUGAUUUGGAACCAAGUAUUGAUGGAUCUGGUGCAGAGAUAACUGAGACUACUACAAAACCCCAGGAUGAAUUCACUGUGGCCACAGAUGAGACUGAAAUAGCUGAGACUGAGAGCACAUCUGACAUGUCGACUCAGUCCAACACACAGUUUACCAAGGAGUUUGUUUCACCAACCCAAUCUCCACACAUAACAAGCACUGAGAUUUACAUCACUGAGCAGGGAAGUGGGGUCUUCACCGAUGACUCUACAGUUGAGGAUGAGGGAUCAGGUACUGAAAUCUUCGACAGGUCAGCUACAUCUGUACCAACCACAAGAUCUCCAGUGAUGUCCACUACUGUAGCAGCAACAAAACAAAUCACUUUGUCAUCCAGUACUGUUGCUGUCUCUGAGCAGAGCUCAAGUGACCAAACAACAGUUAAGUCCAGUGAUGAUUUUAUUACACAAGAACCUACUAGCACUGCAGCUUCUUCUCUUUACAGCACUGAGAAGCCAACAACAAUGUCUCCUGAAAUGCAGGGAAGUGGGGUCUCCACAGAUGACUCCACAGUAGAGGAUGAGGGCUCAGGUACUGAAAUUUUUGACAGGUCAUCUACAUCUGUACCAAUCACAAGAUCUCCAGUGAUGUCCACUACUGUAGCAGCAACAAAACAAACCACUUUGCCAUCCAAUACUGUUGCUGUCUCUGAGCAGAGCUCAAGUGACCAAACAACAGUUAAGUCCAGUGACGAUGUUAUUACGCAAGAACCUACUAGCACUGUAGCUUCUUCUCUUUACAGCACUGAGAAGCCAACAACAAUGUCUCCUGUAAUACACAUUUCAGCUUCCUCCUCCACAGGAGUAACUGACAGGCCAGCAGGGUCAACUAUGAGUAGUACUGCUCCUCCAGCAGGUACAGGCUCAGUGUAUACAGAAGAGGAUGGUUCAGGUGACCAUACCACUGAUGUGCUUAUUAAAGUAGAUUCAACAGUGUCUUCAGUGUUCAACACAAAGGAGCCAACAGUAACAGCAGCAUCUCAUGAAAGUGCAUCUACUGAUAGCACAAAGAUUACAGCCUCUUCCUUGUUCAGCACAGAGAAACCCCAAAUGACAACAGCAUCACAUGAAAGUGGAACAUCUGAUAUUCCAAAAUCUGAUGAAUCAACACCAAGUCCAGCUUUUACUUUGACAGAGGGAAAGAGAUCUGGUGACCAAACCAUAGAGAUGUUCACCUCAAAGCCAUCAGUGAUGGAGAGCAUCACAUUUGGAGAAGCAACAGGUGAAACCGAAACUUUUGUUUCAGUCACAUCAACCACUGAGGAGCAGGUUUCCUCACAGGAGGGUGAAAUUUCUCCAGAUACAGAAACCCCCAUCUCAUCUGAAAGGAUAGAGCCUCCAGUUUAUAGCACUAGUAAAGACGACAUUAUUGUAGCUGAGCACACAACACAAUCCUAUACAACUAUGUCCCCCCAUACAACUGGAAGCUCAAUUAGUGAUCACAGUACAAGAGACUUCACCACAGUAAGCUCCAGCAGUAAAUAUAAGCAAGAUGGAUUCACACCUAUGUCUACCCCUAUUCCCUCCAUUAUAUAUCAUAGCGUUACAGACCAACAGGUUGUGAUCAUUACUCCCAGUAGCAGCCAAGCCAAGACUGACCUAACAGAACAAACACCUACCAUGGUCCUCCAUGUGUCCAAACCGUCAACCAGCACAACCAUCAUAUUUACAGAGGAUGUAAAAAAUGAAGACGAGCUGUUCUCUGCAGUUACAGACAGUGUCAGGGAAAGCAGUCCAACUCCUGAGCUUAUCACCAAAGACAAUACUAUCAUUGAUGCAGAUACUAUCUCCAUAGUUCCCUCUUCUCCAUUCUACCCAGCCAUUCAGACAGAGGAAGCUGGAGGUGUCACAGCAGUUACAAUGUCACAGAAUUUGCCGGUGACAGAAGAACCAGAGGGCUCAGGGACCGAUAGUGCCACCUUCUUCACUCCUACACCAGUAACUUUACAUGCAUCACCAGCCACUGAUUCAUUAGCCUCAACAUCUUCUGAAUAUUUACUGUCCACUUCAAAAUCAUCACCUGUGGAUGGUGUUUCUAGUAUGGAGACAUCCAGUGACAAGACAGUCACAUCAUCACCACAGGCCACCUCAGCUACAACUGUAUCCACAAAGUCAAGCUCAGAAGAUACAUAUGAUUUAACUACACCACAUACAGUUUUCCCUGUUGAUGCUCAUACCACAUCAGUUCCCGAGCUGGUGGAGAAUUUAUCAAGCGAGGACACUGCUGAUAAUGUUACUGAGUCUGUGACUGAGAUUGCCACCUCCUCAUCUUUGCCUUCUCAAAUUUUAACUGAAACAUCAGACACAAGCUCAGCCACUCCAGUGGCUAGUGAGGAGUAUAUGGUCAGCACAGUUGAAAAAGAAAAAUCUACAACUUCACCCACAGCCAUCACAGCCACAAGUCAUGACAUGACAGAUGAAACCUUGAGUUCAUUGACUUCCACACAAACCAGUGUACCUUCGGUCACUGCCACACCACACACAUCAGUGUCCACUGAACCUGGCACAGUGAAACCAACCAGUAAAGCAUUUUAUGACGAAUCAUCAGGUGAUGAUGACUCUGACGAAGGCUCUGCAGUGGAAACCUCCACUUUGAGCUCUGAAACUACCACAGAGACAACGUCAGCACACUCUGUGAAUGGAUGGUCAGCAUUUGAAAAACCAGUGACAUCUGCAGCUUCUUCGCUGUUCAGCACUGAGAAACCAACAAUUUCCCCUGGCACAGAUGAUAAGGACAAAGAGAUUUCAGGUGACCAAACCCCAGUGUCACCAACCUCACCUGGAACUGCCACAGGAGAGGAUGUAAACCCAUCAACAAGUGCUUCCUCGUCUUUCGAUAGUACAGUGAAACCAACCGUCACUUUUCUGCCUGAUGUUACUGACAUUGUCACCUCAAGUGACCACAAGAUGACAGCUUCAACAGUGAAGGCCAAACCAGAAACACUUUCAGUUGCCUCACCUGAACCUGGCACUGGGGAGUCUGAAAUAUCACAUGCUGCUUCCAAUCUUUAUAGCACUAAGAAGCCAACUGUCACACCAUCUCCUGAUGUUACUGAUAAGGAUAAAUCAGGUGAUCACACAGAGCCUGUGACACAGACAGCUGCUCCUCUGCACAGUACAAUGACAAUGGACCAAAUGCUAUUCACAACAACAUUAUCUCCAUCCCACAGCACUGAGACAUUGUCUAUGGGAAGUAUAACUGAUCUUGCAGGUAUGGAAGGUUCUGGUGAUGAGAUCUCAGGUGCCACAACUGCAUCACCGAAGACAGUAACAUCUGAGAGUGAAAAGAGUGUAGCCAGUCCAGUAUCCCCUCUGUUCAGUACAGAGAAACCCACCACCAUGACCCAAGAGGAUGAAACUCAAACAAAUGAGAUUACCACAGAGGUAGAGAAAGUCCCAUUGUCAGAAGCAGUUCCACGCCCUACCGAUGGAGCAACAAUCACAUCACAUGAAGAGAGCACAAAGGACCACAUAAUGUAUUCAUCUACAAAAGAACCAGUUUCUACAUCCACAGUGUCUAGCACUUCAAAGCCAGAUGUAAUUGUUCAGUUUGUCACCACUUUUGUCCCAGAACCAGAUCCAACACCACCUGAGGGGUCCUUCCAACAGGCCAGGUCUGAGAUCACGUUCACUCAUCAUCCCCACACUGACAUCUACUCUGACAAAACUGUGUUGGCCACAACCAGCCCAAUGAUGCCAAGUGAGGAGUCAAGCCAGCACGUUGAACAUAGUGUUUUAAUCCCACAAGCUGGAGUUACAACCACAUCAGUGGAAGAUAAGACUGAAGCACCAAGUCAAGAUUCAACUGAGGGUGAAGGCAGUGCUGACAGAGACAGCAAAGUUCAAGAAACAUCUACUGAUGUUACAAUAACGUCACCUCCUACACAUGAGCCUGCUGGGGAUGAAUCUACUACUCAGAAACUGGAAACUGAAAAAUCUGCAAAACCUGAAGAAGAAACUGCAGCUGUUGAGAUGGUAUCUUCUACAGACUCAAGCUCAGUGCAAACAUCUGCAGAAGGUUCAAAUGAACAAAGCCUAGAUGAAACAACUUUCUCACCGCAAACAAAAAAGACUCCAGCAAGCACACAUCAACCUACUGUUCAUGCACAUGCUACAGAAAUCUCUGCACACUCUGAGACUAAAGUAGUGGUCACCACAAUGCCAGCUGAACAUAUUUCCUUUGAACCUACUUCAGAUGUCCUUUCAGCAUCAGCACCAUCACAGCCUGAUGUUAUGGUCCAGUUUGUGCCAACAUUUUCCCCUCGACAAGACCCAACAGCUUCCCACCAAUCAUUGGAACAAGCCGGGCCAGAGAUUGCACUAACGCAUCGCCCUCACACUGAUCUUUUUCCUCAGGAUGUAACACUGAACUCAACCAGCCCUAUGUCUGCAAGUUAUGAAACAAGCCAGAUUACAUCAACGACUGUCCUUGCCACUGCUGCUUCCGUGGCUGAAGCUGCAUCUGCCUCAGGAGAAGGUGAGACAGUUGAACCCGCUGUUGAACAGGUUUCAAGAGGUGGAAAGACUGAACCAUCUCCAGAGACAGAUGUACAAAUAACACCUUCUCCUGAUGGAAGCACAAGUGAAGCACAAAGCCAGCCAGUGUUGGUUGCAUCAGUAGCCCCCACUCCAUCCUUCUCUGACAGAGAUGAGCAAGUGGACAGUGAUAUACCUGCACCUGCACCUCCACCUGUCAUUAGAAGAGAGCCACCAAUAAAAGGGGAGAACACAACUGCCCUACGUGAAACUGGACUCGAUUUGGGGAACACUAUUGUUGGCGAGGCGGUUGAAAUUCCAGGACUUAACUCAUGUGCAGAGAACAUUUGUCUGAAUGGAGGAUCUUGUUACAAGACUGGCAGCAUUCUUACAUGUAGCUGUGCUCCUGGUUACAGCGGUGAUCACUGUGAAACAGAUAUUGAUGAGUGCCAAUCAAACCCUUGCCGCAAUGGAGGUACAUGUGUUGAUGGGCUGGCUUCCUUCACUUGUGUGUGCCUCCCUAGCUACUCUGGGCUAUACUGUGAGGAGGAUACGGAAACAUGUGACUAUGGCUGGCAUAAGUUCCAGGGCCACUGCUACAAGUUCUUCCCCCACAGAAGGAACUGGGACACAGCAGAGAGAGAGUGUCGCAUACAGGGUGCUCACCUCACCAGUAUCAUCUCCCACGAGGAGCAACAGUUUGUCAACCGUCUUGGACAGGACUACCAGUGGAUCGGCCUGAAUGAUAAGAUGUUUGACAGCGACUUCCGCUGGACUGAUGGCAGCCCUGUGCAAUAUGAAAACUGGAGGCCCAACCAGCCUGACAGCUUCUUCUCAUCUGGUGAGGACUGUGUGGUGAUGAUCUGGCAUGAGGAUGGCCAGUGGAAUGACGUUCCUUGCAACUACCACCUCACCUUCACUUGCAAGAAGGGCACAGUGGCGUGUAGCCAGCCCCCUCUGGUGGAGAAUGCAUACACCUUUGGUAAGAAGCGAGAGAGGUAUGAGAUCAACUCACUGGUGAGGUACCAGUGCCGCACAGGCUUUAUUCAGAGGCAUAUCCCAACUAUCCGUUGUCGUGGGGAUGGACGGUGGGAUAUCCCUAAAAUCAACUGCAUGAACCCAUCGAAUUAUCAAAGGACCUUCAUUAGAAGACAUCAGCACAAUAGUCUCUACAGCAUCAACAACUUCAAGCAAUGGCCAAAUGAGGCCUUCCGCUUUCACCAUCAGCGCUCCAGGGGCAGGAGAGACAGGACUGAGCAUAAGAGGAAGAGACAGUGAUUGCCAUGCACUGUAACAUGGCACAACUUCCCCUGAGACGAGAACACAUGUCUGUCACUUGUGUGGAAAGAGGAAAAAGAUUCUCAAAGGAAAAGCACAAGAGAAAACUCAUCAAAGAAACCAAGUGGAUAACCUGCAGUUUUCUUGCAUUUUGGAUGACGAUGGAAUCUUGACUGAAGUGCCUUUUAAAGAGAUGUUGAUACAUGACUUUUCUUAUCAAGGGGCACUGUUUUUUAGCAACGCCAAUGUGGAUAAAAUACUUUCAGCUGGCUACUGGAAAAGCAAAAAAGUACACCCAUCAUUUUUUUUAAUUUCAGAAGUGUUUUCUUUGCCAUUAGGUUAUCAAAUAAUACCUUCAUGACUGUUGUCUAAUACCUUUGUACACCGACUGUGCUAUUUAAAAUCACCCUAAGUGUUCCUUAUUCAUAGAAAAAAGCUGUUGAGAAAUUAUAGCGCUUAUGUUAUGUAAAGGAAUUCAUUAUGUUGUCGUGCUGUUUUAAGCUGGACUUCAUUUUAAUGAACAUGCAUAUAUAUGCAUAUACAUAUAUUGAAGUCCUCAAAUUUUAACUAUGUUUAUUCUAUGUCAAGAGAUUCAAGUUUGGCUUCUCAUAACACAAAUGGAGAAAUCAGUGGCAAUGACCCGAUCAUGCAAAGGACUCGUCGUUUAUUUUAGCAGAAUAUCAUAUCACAUACAUAGAACUGUAAACCCUUUUAUAAAGAAUCUUUCACUACUCUUAAAACUUUAAUCAGCAGAGGCACAAAUGCUCAUUGUGAAAUAUGGUUUCAUAGCAUUGAUAAUAGUAAUGAAUCAGAUUCCAUAUUAACAAUAUGUGCAAGUCUGGGGAAAUUUCACCAAAUUACUCAUUUAACUGCUGGAGACCUUCUUUGUGGUGGCAGCUUUCAAUGUACUAAAUUACCACCUUUCAUGAGCUCCAGCCUUCACUGGAUGUCAUUGAUGUCUUGUCAAAAUAAAUGUUUAUAGAGAGAUUUCUAUGGAGAGAAUUUUUAAAGACUUACUGAUGUUUUUUACAUAUGAUACCUUGCAUUCUAAUAUGAGAGAUUGCUCUCUAAGUACGGUACGUAUUGAUAAAGCCUUUGUCCAUCAACUAUUUUAAAAUGAAAGAAGGGAAGUGUGGCUCAAGCAGCCUGUAUUUUCUGCUCAAAUGUUUUUAGUGCAUAUCUUACAGUUUGUUGCUACAGUAUGUUUACAAUAACAGUAACAGUACUUUUCAUAGCCUGAUUACACACCAAACAGUCUUUAUCUGUUGCUGCUGAGCUGUAGCUUGUGGUAGUUCUCUAGGACCUGCUUUUCUUCUGCACACUUACCCUUUCUGUCAUUGUGGUCAAUUGAAAUCAGCCAUUGAGAGAAUGUAUUUUGUGAAACACUCAAAGACUUGAACAUAACGGCUGUUUAAGCAGAGAUGUGUAUAAUUUAUUUUCAAGCUGCUCUUGAUCUCCAUAAUUGUUUUAUACCCACAUGUAAAAUAUGAUGCUGUCAUCUGGCCCAGCAGUGCUCUUCAUAUAUUUUAUUGUAUGUUCAACAGGAGCCACAAUCACAGACAGUUUAAAUGGAAUGCAUUGAAGAUGAAAUAUUACUUAACAAUAUGAUGGAUUUAUAUGUUUUUUGUUUUUUUUUCUUUUUUACAUCUUUAAUGCCAGCAGUGGACCAAAGAAUAUGGAGGGCCCCUUUGGCUGCAAUAUUGUUGUUCUGUAACAUUAACAAAAUAUUUUUACAUGUGGAUGCAUUUUUUAAUGGAAACAUGUUUUUGUUUUGUCUGCCUGUGAAUGUCUGUGUGUUUGUUUCAGCCUUAAUGUGCACAUAAUAUCAUUUUAUAUUUAUAACAUUCGUUUCUUAUUUUACAAUGUGAAUGUCUGGGAUGUUUGUGAAUUUUUUGA